AUGCACCUCGUGGGAUUGAUGGUGCCGAAAGGAAAAAAAAAACAACUUUGGGGUGCGUGUGCGCAUGAGACGAAGAAAGUCGAGGAAUUGAUGGAACAUUGGAGAUACGAUACCGAUGAAUCAGAAAUGAGCGACCCGAUCCAUGAUUAUUCUGGAACUUCCAAAUUCGGUGAUGAUUUCAGACCAAAUAUCGGAUGUCAACAUGAUGUUCGCCGCAAGCCAAACCCACAACGCAAUCGACGAAAUUCACUUGACCAAAUCUGCGGAAUGUGUCGUAAUAUAAACACGAACAUCCUUCCUUAUCUCCCAGAAUCUAUCUCCCUGUGCGAAUCACGUGCCCGAUUACUAGAUCAAGAUGUUUUCUGCACGUCGGUCACCAUCAUGUUACACCCUUUCUACAACACUAACCGUUUACGCUCGAUUGGGAUAAAUCGGGACGAUACGCUAGUGCACAGUAGCACUAGCGCUAUAGGACCGUCGAAAACAGAAAUGGGAAAAUGUAAGUCAAGAGUGAAUCAGGAAUCUCAUCAAGUUUUUAAUAACGUCAAUACAUAA
Messenger RNA from Acaulospora morrowiae, 555 nucleotides. The record is from the annotation of a GenBank genome assembly. NCBI's taxonomy places the organism in Eukaryota, Fungi, Glomeromycota, Glomeromycetes, Diversisporales, Acaulosporaceae.